Bombina bombina (fire-bellied toad) is the source of this 5359-nucleotide messenger RNA. Its product is annotated as KIAA0586 ortholog. The transcript has 31 exons. Gene Ontology annotation, cellular component: centriole; ciliary basal body. Gene Ontology annotation, biological process: smoothened signaling pathway. NCBI's taxonomy places the organism in Eukaryota, Metazoa, Chordata, Amphibia, Anura, Bombinatoridae. The coding region runs from base 140 to 5359 and encodes 1739 amino acids. The record is from RefSeq and is a predicted model, not a curated record.
GUUGUUGCAGUGUUUGGACAGCUCCCAGUAAUCUCUGGUACCUUCACUGCCCUACCCAUAGGCGGCUCCAGUUACCGGGAACUGCUGGUGACAAAGCUCCCUGAGCGGCUCUUAUUUGUAACACCUGGCACCACGAGCAAUGGCAGAGGAAGCUUCAGAUAUCAGCUUGGACUCGGUAGCCAGCUCCACAGCCAGUGAUGUCCUGAUCCGAUCCACUAGCAUCCACCGGGCAUGGAGGGACGAGGCUGGGAGCCGAGCCCAGACAAAGAGUCCAGGGAGCCAGGCUGCGGGCACAGUGGGAAAGGCAUGUGGUAUUGGAAGUCAGACUGAGGGCAAUAGGGGUAGCAGUAUUGGGAGUCAGGCUGGAGGCACAGUGGGAAUGGUAGGUUGGACUGGUAGCCAAGCUGAGGGCAAUAGAGGUAGCAGUAUGGGGAACCAGGCUGGAGGGACAGUAGAAAAGGUAGGGGGGGCUGGUAGCCAGGCUGAGGGCAGUAGGGGGAGCAAGGCUUUUGACAGUAUGGGGAGCCUAGCUCAGGGUAGUAGGGGGUACCAGGCACGGAGUACUACAGAUAAGGGAGGGAACCAGACAGCUGGGAUGAGGGGACAUACCUUGUUAUCAGGGAGCCAUCCUGGAAACAAACAAAAGAAGCUGGUGCACCUGCAAGGUACAGUGGGAAGGGGACUGACAGAUGAGCUUUAUCACCCCAGGGAAUCAGCAAGUAAAGCAAAUCCACAGAUGGGUUCUCCCCAUGCUAGAACAGAGGCUGGUGACAGUUAUCUGAGAGUGUCAGAGAGAGGGAUAGAGGAGGAUAGAUGCCCCAGAUCAAACAUUGGAGAGCCCCUAGAUCACUUGCUUAACUCAGACAAGAACCGGGUGCAUAUCUCAGUGAAGCGACUCCGAGAGGUGACCUCCCCCCUUCACCAUUUUGCUCUGAAGAAACAUGAGGUUACAUACAUCCCCCCAGCAUUGCCUGCUAAUAAGUAUCCUGCUGUCCAGUUCAUUUCAAAAGAUGACAAAACAGAUGUGGUUCAAAUGAGUGGAGUACAAUCAAUGUCAACUUUUAGUAGAAAGACUUCACCACCUAAGGUUUACGUGCGAAAACACAUACAAGAUGUUACAGAUGUUAUCAGGAAAAACACGGCAAAAGGCUGCAAUCUGGAACAUAAAGACAUUCACAUUUCACAAUAUACAACUGGUCAGAAAGAGGCGUUUUCAGCUGCCUUGAAUAAAAAAGUACAUAGUGCCCCAGUGACUAAAGAGGUGAAGGUUAAGCUUCUUGAGGAUUCGGCCACCGGUAGAAAAGAGACCUCUGCACCGGAUAUAAAGCAAACCCAGAGUGUGGUUGAUUCUGCUACAACUAUCGCUGCUGCUACGGCUGCUGCUAUCGCUGCUGCGGCACCUAUUCUUCAGACGCAGAGCAGUAUGGAAGCCCAGAGGAUUUCCAUUACCCAACUGCUUGACAAACUGCAUGAGGCCGAUAAACAGCUGCAACGUCUCACAGAGCAGCAAAGCAGGAUUCCGAGUCAGCCUCCUGAGCGAUCAUAUCACCAGGACCGAGUGAGCGAGCUGGAGAAACAGCUGGCGCAGCUGACGGAGCAGAGACUGCAACAUCUGGAAAAGCUCCAACAGCAACAACUGGAGAUGCAGUCCCGUUUUAUCAGCUCUGCAAUCAAGGUUGGCACUUGCCAGCAUGAAUCCAAAGCUGCAGUUUGUAUUCACGCUCCUGACCCAGCUCUGAAAAAUCGUCCACUAAGCAACAUCGCAGUAACCGCACCCUCCAACCACAGCGAGAAAGUUGAAGUCAGUCACGUGGAAGAUGCUGCACGUCGCCCUGGCAAAUCUCCUCUAGAGACUCCAGCGCCACGCAGGUUUGCACCAGUACCCAUAUCUAAAGAUGAGAGGGCUCUGCAAAUUGUGUCUGAAAAAGAAAAUCUGGAAGAGUUAAAAAAUCCAGCACAUUUAGGAAAAGGGAAGUUUUUGGAACAAAUCCUUGGGCACGAAGGAUCAUCAUUCUAUAGAUCCAGCAGUUCAGAAGCCCCUCAAAUGAAUUCUCACAGACGUCCCCAUAAUGACAGCCCAACUGAAGUAACUUUUUCCAGAAGUCUUCCUCAGAGUGCAAAUCCCCCAGCUGCUGCUGCCGUACAGAAAGCAAAUGAUGUCUUGCGUGAUCUGGGCCAGCUAAAGCAGGAAAUGAAGGGGCUACUGCAGGAAGCAAAAGAGUGGAAACCCCCAGGGAAUGAGUUUAAGCACUGGGAGCCGCUUGGCACUUCCUAUCUUUCCAGCGUCCUGCACAAGCCUCAGCAUUCUUUACUUGGUAAUGUAAAGCCUCAGAAAUCAAUGUUUGAAGACGCAGAACGUAUUUUAAAGGAAGUGCAAAAUAACAAGAAGGUCCUUGAAGACAACUUGGAGUCAAUAAUCCGAGGCAAAGAUGGUGCUUCCAUGUACACUCUUAUCAGUACCCUGACAACCAACAGUGAUACAGCAGAGAAAAUUCGAAUUCGGAAAGAUGUGGAUUCCUGGAUUACAGAGAUCAGCUCUGAGAUCCAGGAUGAAAUGACCAGGAAGGAUUAUGACCACAAAGUUCAGGAGUUGGGUUUGGCAAAAAAAGCAAAGAGCACCAAAGACAUCAAGGAUAAAAAUGAGAAGAACAGCAAAGCUUUGGUAAAACCAGCAUCAUUAAGCACAAAGAUGUCAUCUGGUGUCUCAGCAAAAACUCAGCCUAAGCAUAACGAUGAUACGGCUCCUGGGCCGCACUCCAGAAAAGAUGUUGCUCCAGCUGUGUUCAGGAAAGACGAAAGAUCAAAGAUCCUGCCCAUUGGCUCUUCACUAAUCCAUGAGUUCUUACUAACCCAGAUGCUUCAGAGAUCUGUCGACACUUCCAUGCAAGAUGAAGAUGUUCUGGAUAAAGUUUAUGGGAAACCUAUUUACCAAGGGAAUCGCAGCACCCUCAAGAAAGGACCAUACCUGCGCUUUAGCUCACCAUCACCCAAGUCCAAACCUCACAGGCCCAGGAUUCUGGAGACUGUAAGAGGUAUUAAACAGAAGUCUGCAAAAACACAGACCAGUGCUACCGGGUGUAAGGUGACUCUAACCAAGCUGAAAAGCCAGGAGCGCUUUUUGCCCAUGAUGCAAGAGCCGCAGUACUUGUUCAGUCCCACCGGACAGUCCGUCAGCAUGUCUGCACCAAUGGAGGGACACCUCAUCCCAAUGGCAAUUCCUCUAGGAAGAUCACGGUUUGAUGGGGUUUGUCCUUUGCCUUCUUCUGUAACUCUUACCCGACCUCACUCUGUAACAAUUACUACAUCUAUUCCAUCCUCACCGCCAAAACCACAAGCAAGAACCGUCAAGCCAAAUGUGGCAGUGCUAGAAGUUUUAUCAGAGAAAAAAGACCCCCCACAACUCUCAGUCCAGGUUCUACCGUCUGUUGAUAUAGACAGCAUUGUAAGUGAAAGUACGGAGAUAAGUGAGCAAGAUCAGAGCCUUGUGGUACCAGCACCAUCCCUGUCACUACCCCCUGCAGAACCCGAUAUACAGUUACCAGAAACUGUUGAAACUGAGGAAGAAGUUCUUGCUUUUCCAGGCAGCAGCUUUGUCCGGGUUACAGAGGUCACUCAGGAUGAAGAAAGUGAAGCUGAUAUUCCUGAACCAUUAUUGGAGCUAAAUGGCCGGGCAGAGAAUGCUCCCCCUCAGUAUACUGGCAUUCCCUUUCCCCCUUCUGCCCCUCAAACCACAUCUGAUGUUCUAGACAGUAUCAUCAGUCGGAGAGAGACUCUGGAGAAUCGGCUGAUCAGCUGGGUGGAACAAGAGAUCAUGGCGAGAAUCAUCAGUGAAAUGUACCCAGUCAGACAGGAGGCUGUUCCAGAUAUGAGUCAUUCUAGCAGUGACAUCAGUGCAUCUGUGACUUCGGAUAUCGUUGAGACAGCGGGGGGUGAAGGCCUUCAGCUGUUUGUUGAUGCUGGAGUACCAAUAGAUUCCAAUUUAAUACGUAAAUUUGUAGAUGAAGCUCUGGCAGAGACCAUUGCAGUAAUGUUGGGUGAAAGAGAAGCUCGUAAACCACGUUCUCCUCCUCCUGCAAGCAACCCUGAGAUAUUGGCUGAAGCACCGCAAGUGCCCACACCUCAGUGCACUCCGCCUGCCUCUCCCCUUCCUCUUAUUCACGAAACGUCCUUAGUGAAAACCCCAGAGCUAUCUCGCCAGACGUCUGUAGCAGAAGCUGAAUCUGUUCAAGAACAGCCUGAAGAUACAGGACCCGAGAUCUCAGCGCGUCUCGUUGUCACACCAGUAAGGACUCCAGUUGCUUCACCUCCUAGAGUGGCCACUCCAACUCUGCUCAUAUUAGAUGAGCCGGAAGAUGAAAGAGACUUACAGAGCCCAGGUCCCCCAAGUCCAUGGGGUAAUACAGAGCUGCCUUUGGAGGAGGAAAACCCUCAUUCAGUGAAGGAAGUGCCUGUAUAUAAGGAUGCAGUUGUGAUGACUGUGGAAAAAGAUGAAGAUCCUGCAAGCUUGUUGUCUUUGGAUUCCAUUGAACCAGACAAACCUUCUGUGCCCCUUGAACCAAAUGCUCCAUCACCGGCCCCCUCACUGAGCUCUGCUCCUUCAACAGAGGAAAGUAGCCUGACCAUCACCUCAUCUGACUCCGACACGACAGACAGACCCAUCUCUGAAGGGGAGGUCCUGUACAGUUACGGGCAACUAAUUGCUGCUAGAGCCGUAGCAGAGGGUGGAUUCUCUUACCCAAACCUCACCCAGAGUUUGUCCAGCACUCUCAGGGAUGCUCAAGAAAUGGAAUAUGAUCCUCCAAGUGAAGGACAGGUGAUAUACAGACCACGCAGAGGUGCUCACCGUGAUCCCGUUCUGUCACUUUUAGCCACAUUUAAUCAGAAUCCAAUUGCACCAUAUGAGCCUUUAUACCAUCCUGAGAUCUCUGAGGAAGACAACAGCGUGGGAGAGCUCAGUGAAGGCCAGAGGCCUCGUCUUACCACAGCAGCAGAAAAAGUCCUGGUUGGACACUCAGGGUUUCUGGGCCAAGCCACUGGUCAUCAGGGCAGAGCUUUGUCAUCUCCUGGACAGUGCACUACAAUACCAGAGACAAAUCAUGAGGAAGAUGACAUUAGCCCAGGUCCAAUGAGCAUCGGUGAACUAGACAGCCAGCCUGAAGCAUCUCACUCCCCACACUUUAAAGGCUCAGCUCAUGCGCCAGCCCCUGCGUACAGUGCCUCACAGGGUCCUGAAAUCUCAAACAAAGAGCAUCAUCCUUCACCUACUCGCUUUAUACUAGUUGGCAUGACCCCGCAAGAAGAUCCGCAGAAAGCUGAGGGCUCUGAACUGCCAUUUGUUAAAAACCUUUUAAUCACGUAA